AUAUGAUUAAGGCGGAUUAGAUUGUACCUUAUUCUGCACUAUAUAUUGAUAUGUAAUAUAGACAUCUUUUCAAUACUUUAUGGUCUUAUGUAAGACCAAUUGAUUAAGAUAAAUAUAUACAAUAAGUAACAUUAAUUUAAACUUGUUAAAAGAUCGAAGAAAUUUGGCUAGGUGAAUUGAAAAAUCAAAAAAUAUUGGUAACCUUAUGUGUACGAGCUUCAACAGAUUUGGUACUGUAAGUAAGGGUUAUUUAUUAUAAUAAAAGGCUUUGAAUUGGCCCCCAGGUUCUGAAGUAAUAAUUACCGGAAUUAAUAUACCUGAUAUGGUUUAAGUAUUAAGAUUAAAUGGUUUGAUUCCAGUACCUAUAGAAGUAGAUCCUCAUACAUUGGGAUGUACUCUUGAUCAAUUUAAAAAAUUUUAUUCUGAAAGAGUACUUUUGAAUUAUAUUAUCAGACUAAAGGAAUAAUGAUUUCAUAUGUAUUUGGAGCUAAGUUUGAUGCAUCUGAAGUUAUUGAUUGGGCAAAAUCAAAAGGAUUGUUCAUUAUGGAAGAUGAAGCAGAAAGUUUUAGUGCACCUAAUGCAAAAUGUAUAAUUAAGUAAUAUUUCAUUAGUAAAUCCUAAUGUGGAUUUUUCCACUUUUAGUUUUGGUUCUAUAAAAACUUGUUCUGCUUUUGGAGGAUCAAUAAGUGUUAUCAGAAAUAAUGAAGCUCUUUAUAGAAAAAUGAGAGCAAUUUAAGAAACUUAUCCAAAAUGGUCAUAAAGAAAGUAUUAAUUAUGAAUUUAAUUAUACUAGUUAUUUUAAAAGAACCUUAAAGAAUUUAAUUCCUAUGAUUUUAUUAAAUAGUAAAACAAUUAAUAGAAGUUCAAGAUGGAUUUUCAUAAAUUUAUUUCCUAAUUGGGAUUACAAAGAGUUUGUAGUUAAUAGUAUUAGAGGAUUUUAAAAAAACCCAUAAGAUAUACUAUAGACUUAUAGAUUUAGAGUUCCUGAUCCUAUGUUGGUAAUGUUAGCUUUAAGAAUGAAAACAUUUGAUGUUGAUUAAUUCAAUAUAUCAAUAUCUCGUUAAUUGGCUGGACAAAGUAUUUUAAAGAAAGGUGGUUUACUUGUACCAGGUCAUGCGGUGGAAGAUAGAAAAUUUUGGUUAAAAAAUUUAAAGUUAUAUUUUCCUCAGGCUUUACCCUGUUGUUGUUCCAGAUCCAGAAACUACAUACAAGAUUUUAAAUUCAAGAGGAAUUGAUGCCUAUAUGGGAGUCACCUAAUUAGAUAUUGUCGAAAGUCCUAUUGGAAGUUCCUAUUAAUAUCCAAACAGUACUUUAUCAUAUUUUAAAAAUGUAAAUUGAUUCAGUUGAUAUCAGAUUCUUUAUCUACCGAUUCAUCAAAAUGCAGAUUUAAAAUCAAUUCAGCGUAUUUGUAAAGAAGUUGUUGAAGUUGUGGAGAUGUUGAAGAAUCAACACCCUAAAUUGUGA
Molecule: messenger RNA, 1464 nt
Organism: Paramecium sonneborni
Lineage: Eukaryota; Ciliophora; Oligohymenophorea; Peniculida; Parameciidae
Source: the annotation of a GenBank genome assembly